Molecule: messenger RNA, 480 nt
Organism: Rotaria sp. Silwood1
Lineage: Eukaryota; Metazoa; Rotifera; Eurotatoria; Philodinida; Philodinidae
Source: the annotation of a GenBank genome assembly
AUGAGCUAUGCAUCGGGCGCAUACAAUGGUACUGUAGUUGCUGGUGGCAAUGGGCAAGGAACACUGACCAACCAGCUGUCCAAUCCAUGUGCCGUUUAUUUUGAUUCAUCAUCAAACAGCUUGUUGAUUGCCAACAGUGGUGCUCACACUAUUGUUCGCUGGGUUAUUGGCUCCAGUGGUUGGACACUUGUUGCUGGAGUUGCUGGUAAUUAUGGCAGUACAACAUGGAUGUUGUCCUAUCCUCAAGGUCUCACACUCGAUUCGACGGGUAACAUUUAUGUAGCCGACUCAGGCAAUCAUCGUGUCCAGUUUUUUCUUUCUGGUCAAAAAAACGGAACAACUAUUGCAGGUGUUACAAGUGCAUCAGGCAGUUUAUCUAAUUUACUUUCAAAUCCACAUUCACUACUACUCGACCAACAAUUGAAUCUUUAUGUGUCGGACAGCUCCAACCAUCGAAUACAAAUGUUCGUUCGAUACUAA